AUGAAGAUGACGUGCACAAGUGCGGCCGCUGCCAGGCCGAGUUCACCUCCUUGGAAGAAUUCGUGCAGCACAAGUUACAAAAGGUCUGCCAGCGAGCUCCAGAGGCUCUCGCCGCCGUCUCGGCCGGGCUCCUCAAGCAUGAAGUCGUUCCUUCUGUCGAGGAGUCCAUAACUGUUGCUCAUAUAGUUGUUGAAGCAUCUUCAAUAGCAGAGGAAAUCAGCAACGCAUCUGCUAUAGUAGGCAGCGGGCACAUCAAAGAAGUCAUCGUUGCAGGAGAGCACGUUUUUGAAAACCCAAAUGGCCACGUCGAUGGGGAAGUGGCUGAAGAGCCAGGGAACCCUGACGAUCAGGAGCAGGAUAUGUCCACAGAGCUGAUAAAGGUUAAGCUGCUGGUUAACAAAGAGGGGCGAUACGUCUGCGAGUUGUGCCAGAAGACGUUUAAAACGGCCAGCAUCCUCAAAGCUCACAUGAUCACCCACAGCAGCAGAAAGGACUACGAGUGUAAACUCUGUGGAACCUCCUUCAGGACAAAAGGCUCUCUGAUCCGGCACCAUCGCUGUCACACUGAUGAAAGACCCUACAAAUGCAAGAAGUGUGGGAAGAGCUUCCGGGAGUCAGGAGCGCUGACCCGGCACCUCAAAUCCCUGACGCCUUGCACCGAAAAAAUCCGCUUCAACGUGAACAAAGAAAUCGUGGUCAGCAAGGAUGACUUGCCAACAGGCUCCUGUAGUGCCAGUGCAGACACCGUUUCGAUAGCCAGCGAGUCCAUCGAGACCUCGCCCGUCAUUCAUCUCAUGACAGAUGCUAAAGGCAACGUUCUCCAUGAAGUCCAUGUCCAAAUGCAGGAACUCCCUGUUGUGGAUGCAAAAUCCCUGGACCAAGACCAGUCACAUCCUGAGGAGCUGCCGUGCGAGGGGGAAGUGAACAGUGAGAAUCUGCUGAGGCAGGCCAUGAGGAAUUCGGGUAUCGUGAUAGAGAGGGUGGCAGUGGAGGAGAUGCAGAAGCCCCCUGAGCCUGCUGUAGCUGCUGCAGAAGAACUGGAAAAUGAAGCAGUGGGAGCAGAAGAGGAGCCAUGUGUGGAACAGUGUGUUAAAGUAGAACAAGCAGAGUCUACAAAUGCAGAGAGAACCAACGGGUACAAAACUUACACCUGCCCUCACUGUAAUGAAGGUUUUGGUGAUGCUGCUUCCCUGGAGACACACAUCAAAGGUCAUUUAGAUUACAAGCCUUUCAAGUGUGAGGAGUGUGGCAAAGAGUUCACCAAGGGCUACCUGCUGAAGAGGCACCAGGAGGUGCACGUGAACGAGCGGCGGUUCCGCUGCGGGGAGUGCGGGAAGCUGUACAAGACCAUCGCCCACGUCAAGGGGCACCGGCGGGUGCACUCGGACGAGCGGCCCUACUCCUGCCCCACCUGCGGCAAGCGCUACAAGACGAAG
Molecule: messenger RNA, 1436 nt
Organism: Merops nubicus (carmine bee-eater)
Lineage: Eukaryota; Metazoa; Chordata; Aves; Coraciiformes; Meropidae
Gene: E4F1
Product: E4F transcription factor 1
Exons: 9
Biological process (GO): regulation of transcription by RNA polymerase II
Cellular component (GO): nucleus
Molecular function (GO): RNA polymerase II cis-regulatory region sequence-specific DNA binding; DNA-binding transcription factor activity, RNA polymerase II-specific
Source: RefSeq, a predicted model, not a curated record